ACCCACCAAAACAACAGCUGUUCGCCACGACGUGGCACGCGUACGGCGCUAUGGGAGGCGGGUCUGGUAACCAGGAACCGUCGCCGGCGAGCGCGCGGCCGCACGUUCUGCUGCUGUGCAGCCCGUGCAUGGGGCACCUCAUCCCAUUCGCCGAGCUGGCGCGCCGGCUCGUCGCCGACCACGGCCUCGCCGCCACGCUCCUCUUCGCCGCGGCCACGGACGCCCCCUCGGAGCAGUACGCCGCCCUGGCCUCGUCCGUGCCCGACGGCGUCGACCUCGUCUCGUUGCCCGCGCCACCGGCGGACGCCCUGCCGCCCUCAACCCCCGUGCGCGAGCGCGUCCUGCACGCCGCCCUCUCGGCUGUGCCGCACGUCCGGGACACCGCCCGGUCGCUGGCCUCUACCUCGCCGAUCGCCGCGCUCGUGGUGGACAUGGCCAGCGUGCCGGCGCGUGACGUCGCCGUGGAGCUGGGCGUGCCGUGCUACAUGUUCUUCACCUCGCCGUGGAUGCUCCUCUCCCUGUUCCUGCACCUCCCGGAGCUCGACGCGGGGCUCGUCGGGGAGUACCGGGACGCGACCGAGCCCAUCCGGCUGCCGGGCUGCGUGCCGAUCCACGCGCGCGAGCUUCCCGGGUCUCUGCUUGCCGACCGGAGCAGCGAGACGUACGCCGGGUUCCUGUCUUUGGCCAAGGACGCCGCGAGAGUCGACGGGAUUCUCGUGAACACGUUCCGUGAGCUAGAGCCGGCGGUGGGCGAAGUCGGCACGAACUGCGUGAAGGUACCGCCGGUGCACGCCAUCGGGCCGUUGGUCUGGACCAGGCCGGUCGCGGGCGGCGUGAACCAGGACCACGCACGCCUCAUCACGUGGCUGGACCAGCAGGCACGUGGUUCCGUGGUCUUUCUGUCGUUCGGGAGCGGUGGCACGCUCACGUGGCGGCAGACCACCGAGCUAGCCCUCGCGCUGGAGGCGACCGGGCGUCCGUUCAUCUGGGCGGCAAAGCGGCCACACGAGGACACGGCGGACGGCGCCUUCUUCGGGACCGGGCGAGGAGGAGACGACGACGACGACCCGCUGGGCUUCCUGCCGAGGGGCUUCGUCGAGAGGACGUCGGGGGUGGGGCUCGUUCUCCUGUCGUGGGCACCGCAGACUGCGAUUCUCGCGCACGCCGCCGUCGGGUGCUUCGUGACGCACUGCGGAUGGAACUCGAGCCUGGAGAGCAUCCUCAAUGGAGUGCCGAUGGUGGCAUGGCCGCUCUACGCGGAGCAGAAGAUGAACGCCGCCAUGUUGGAGGCCCGUGCAGGGGUGGCGGCCCGCGUGAACGCCGCCGGACCUGGCAACGGUGGCGGCUUUGUAUCCAAGGAGGAGAUUGUGAGCGUGAUCCGGCAUGUGAUGGAUGGGGACGAAGCAACAAUGAUGAGGAGGCGUAUUGGUGAGCUCGGAGACAGAGCCACACGUGCGCUGACCAUGGAUGGUUCUUCAAAUCUUGCACUAGCCAAGGUCACGGAUGUGUGGAAGUCUUCUACUUCUAGUGACGAAAAAUAAAG
This is a messenger RNA of Triticum dicoccoides, 1543 nucleotides long. Its product is annotated as hydroquinone glucosyltransferase-like. The record is from RefSeq and is a predicted model, not a curated record. Gene Ontology annotation, molecular function: UDP-glycosyltransferase activity. NCBI's taxonomy places the organism in Eukaryota, Viridiplantae, Streptophyta, Magnoliopsida, Poales, Poaceae. The coding region runs from base 51 to 1541 and encodes 496 amino acids. The transcript has a single exon.